GUGCAGUGUAAAUAAUGGUUGACUCAGGGACGCUCAGGUCACGCCGCUGCCUGCUGGGUCUCGUUGCGCUGGCCGCCUUCAUGUCUUGCAUUAUGUUGGUGCUCCUCUCCGGACCAGUGCUCGCCACGCCGGUCCGCGCGCACGUCCGUGUAGACCUUAUCAGUGCAAUAGACAACACCCACCGCAUGGUCCUAUUCAAAAAAAAUCUUAUUUUACCUUCUCCUCGAGGAAGGAUGUUAGCCACUCGUUCCUGUGAAACUUCAACUUAAAUGUAAAUGCAGGUAAAUUUCUCAAACCUUGAUUAUUUAACACCGAAAAGACGGACGUAAAUUAGUAAAGUGGCCUCUGUUGAAUGCCGGAAAAGGCGGUGCAGAGGUUAUGACCAUUUCUUUGAUCUCCAAGAUAAAAAGUCGACCAAAAAAAAAAAAAAAAAAAACUCGACUGGAUCGGGCGAACGGCGUCUCCUUCCGAAAACGACCAGAGCAUCAUUCUCAAAGAAAAUGAGAGAUAAGACAUACAACCUGAGCUCGGGGCAGGGGCUAAUGCGGCGGGUAGCUGAACUGCAGUUACGCUCUGAACACUUGGACGCGCUGUACCGGCCCAGCAUCGCCAAGAUUGAACACCUGUCACAACGCCUCGACCAACUCGUGUCUGCCGACAACAAACCGUCCUGGAUCGGCUUCGAGGCUCAGCAUGCGGUGCAAAAUGUGAGCGCGAGGAACUCCACCACCACCAUUCCGGCGCUGCAGCUGCCCAGCGCGGCGGACUUCCUGCCGCACCUGUCGGACGGCGCCGCGCUGAGGCCCGCCUUCUGCAUGUGCGGCGCGCGGCGCAGCGGCGUGUCCAUGGUGCUGGGCGUGCCGACGGUGCGCCGAGCGGUGCAGGACUACCUGCUGGGCACACUGGACAGCCUGGUCAGCUCCAUGACCCCCGAGGAGAGCAGGGACGCCCUCAUCGUGGUGUUCGUCGCAGAGACCGACGUGGAGUACGUUAUGCAGUUGGCGGGCGAGAUCCGAGACCGGUUCGGCGACGAGGUUCAGUCCGGCCUCAUCGAGCUCAUCUCUCCGCCGGCCUCGUUCUACCCAGACCCCAGCAGCCUGCGCCUCACGCUGGGUGACUCGGUGGAGAGGGUGCGGUGGCGCUCCAAGCAGAACCUCGACUUUGCGUUCCUCAUGAUGUACGCUCACCCGAGAGGCACGCUCUACGUGCAGCUGGAGGACGACAUCGUGACCAAGAGGGGCUUCAUGUCGACCAUGAAGAAUUUUGCGCUGGAGAAGACUGCGCAGCGCGCACCUUGGUUCGUUCUCGAGUUUUGUCAGUUGGGUUUCAUUGGGAAAAUGUUCAAGUCAGUGGACCUGCCGUUUUUGGUUCAGUUUUUCCUCAUGUUCUACAACGAUAAACCUGUAGACUGGCUGUUGGAUCAUUUUAUUUUCACCAAAGUCUGCACCCCAGAAAAUAAUCCUCGGUGUCAGAAAGCUAAGAAAGAACUUUGGAUACAAUACAAACCUUCACUUUUUCAACAUAUGGGCAAACACUCUUCCCUGCGUGGUAAGAUCCAAAAUCUCAAGGACACUCAGUUUGGGAAGCUGCCACUUUUCUUUCCACACGAUAAUCCCCCUGCCGACGUGGAGUCUGACAUCGCGCCCUAUCAGCAACACACACUUCUUGAAGCAUACAUGGGACGGUCUUACUUCUGGGGACUUUCGCCCCAGCCAGGGAACACACUGACGUUCCGCUUCAAGACACCUGUCUUCAUUAAAAGGUUUUUGUUCAGAAGUGGCAAUGCUGAGCAUCCAUCAGACAAAUUGUUGAAUACUUCAGUAGAAGUUAAGCCACAGGAGAAUCGUUUGGAUCAAGGGCUUGACCUAAAUGGGACUCCUGAUGGGUUCCUAGUUAUUGGUCAAUGUAAUGGCAAUGGAGUAUGUGAAGGCGAUGCUGCUAGUACACUUGGAGCCAUCUCUGUAUUACGCCUUCAUAUUCAUUCCAAAAUUUUGAAGUCCGUGGUUCUUAGCGAGAUUCUUAUUGAGGCCAACAACGGCAGAUGACGUUUUCAUGCACCAGCACCGCCGGCUUAAGGUGUUCCCACACUCUGACUGAAUUAGAUGUGCUUUACGUCACCAAAGGGGCUAAAUCGCCGAUUUAGUGGUGAAGUAAAGUGUGACGAUGCGUGCUAUGUACUCCUCAUCUCUCAAGGGACAAUUAAGAAGUAGUUCAGUACA
Thrips palmi is the source of this 2219-nucleotide messenger RNA. Its product is annotated as alpha-1,3-mannosyl-glycoprotein 4-beta-N-acetylglucosaminyltransferase B-like. The record is from RefSeq and is a predicted model, not a curated record. The coding region runs from base 501 to 2045 and encodes 514 amino acids. Gene Ontology annotation, molecular function: acetylglucosaminyltransferase activity. Gene Ontology annotation, cellular component: endoplasmic reticulum-Golgi intermediate compartment; endoplasmic reticulum; Golgi stack. Lineage: Eukaryota; Metazoa; Arthropoda; Insecta; Thysanoptera; Thripidae. Gene Ontology annotation, biological process: protein N-linked glycosylation. The transcript has 12 exons.